This is a messenger RNA of Aureobasidium melanogenum CBS 110374, 1323 nucleotides long. Its product is annotated as alpha/beta-hydrolase. NCBI's taxonomy places the organism in Eukaryota, Fungi, Ascomycota, Dothideomycetes, Dothideales, Saccotheciaceae. The coding region runs from base 1 to 1323 and encodes 440 amino acids. The record is from RefSeq and is a predicted model, not a curated record. The transcript is spliced from 3 exons.
AUGUCUGCUUCAAAGUUCAGAGUGCAAGAGCAUACAUUGCCAUGCUCGUAUAUCAGAGAAUACCCGCUGGCGAGUGCGGAACGCCAAGAAGACACGCUUCAUCUUGCGAUCAAGCAAUACACCCCGCUUGACAAUUUAUCACCACAAAAGGGCGAUGUUACAAUCAUCGCUGCACAUGCUAAUGGAUUCCCGAAGGAACUAUAUGAACCUUUAUGGGACGAGAUGCAUUCUAGAUUACGCGCCAGCGGAGUAAAGAUUCGCAGUAUCUGGAUUACAGACGUGGCUCACCAGGGCCAAUCAGGUGUGCUCAAUGAGAAUAUAUUGGGAAAUGAUCCAUCAUGGUUUGACCAUCCUCGGGAUUUGUUCUUGAUGAUUAACCACUUCCGUGAUCAAAUGCCACAACCACUGAUUGGCAUGGGACACAGCAUGGGAGGGGCGCAUCUGACAGCUUUGUCGUUGAUGCACCCUCGUCUGCUGAGCACCUUGAUACUGAUUGAUCCCGUGAUCAUUCACAACUAUUAUGGAAACGCUUACAAAUUAGGCCGAAUGUCUGCAAAGAGAAGAGACAGAUGGCCUAGCCGGGCAGCAGCGCGGAAGGCUUUCGAGAAAUCACCCAUGUUCAAAACCUGGGACAAACGUGUAUUGGACUGCUGGAUGGAACAUGCUCUGCGGGACCUACCCACCAAAUUGUACCCGGAAGUAAUGGCAUCUUCCACACCACCGGCACUAGGCGCGGACGUCUCUGGUAGCACCAUCUCUCCGGACAGCAAGACAGAAGUACCUGUCACGCUUAAGACGACGAAACACCAAGAAGUCAUGACCUUCAUGCGAGGCAACUUUGUAACGGCGUUGAAUCCUGCACCGAGCACGGCACCCAACUCAUUAACGCAUCCAGAUGUGGACACGAGCGGGGGAUCUGUGGAACCCUUCUACCGACCGGAAAGUCUCCACCUUUCCAAGCUCCUGCCGUACCUUCGUCCUUCGGUCUUGUACGUAUUUGGCACCGAAUCUGAUCUUUCUGCACCAAAAUAUAUAGCAGACAAGCUGGAAACCACGGGAGUGGGUGUAGGUGGUAGUGGAGGUGUAGCGAAAGGGAGAGUCAAAGAGUUUACGAUGCAAGGAGGUGGGCAUCUGAUGCCUAUGGAGAGAGUGGGAGAAACGGCGGAUCAGUGCAGCGGGUGGCUCUUGCAGGAGCUGAAGCGGUGGAAAGAUGAAUACAUGCAGAUUGAGGCUCUUCGGGCAGCGGUACCUCGAGACAAGAGAGGGCAGAUGUCUGAUGGGUUUGUGCAAGCUUUGAGCCAGCCCACAAAGUCAAAGCUGUAG